Galeopterus variegatus (Sunda flying lemur) is the source of this 2674-nucleotide messenger RNA. RefSeq names its product mannosidase, alpha, class 1B, member 1 (gene MAN1B1). Gene Ontology annotation, cellular component: membrane; endoplasmic reticulum. Lineage: Eukaryota; Metazoa; Chordata; Mammalia; Dermoptera; Cynocephalidae. The record is from RefSeq and is a predicted model, not a curated record. Bases 376 to 2112 code for a protein of 578 amino acids. The transcript is spliced from 12 exons. Gene Ontology annotation, biological process: N-glycan processing; carbohydrate metabolic process. Gene Ontology annotation, molecular function: mannosyl-oligosaccharide 1,2-alpha-mannosidase activity; calcium ion binding.
CUGCGGUAGCACGGAAAUGCUUCUCCGUGUGGUGUUAUCCCCAUCUCACGUGAGCCAGUGCAUUCUGUCAUCUGUGAUGGUGGUGUCCCAGCAGUUGUAACCGCUGCUGAGAGGAACGUCUCCCGUUCAUAACAAGUGGAACUCAACGCUGUAUCUUCACUGGAUUUUCUCCAGUGAAGGGACUUUCAGUUGUGAUGUUUUCAGUAAGGAACGUCAUCUUCUGUCCCCUCUUAGAAGUGGAAGCAGCUGUCGAGAUUACAGCGGAACGUGAUUCUCUUCCUCUUCGCCUUUCUGAUUCUCUGUGGACUCCUGUCCUACAUCAGCUUGGCUGACCAGUGGAAAGCCCUGAAUGGCAGGACGCCAGAAGAGCAGAAGAUGAGCCGAGAGAUCUCUGGGUUGAAACCAGCAAAUCCACCCGUCUUACCAGCUCCUCAGAAGGCAGAAGCUAAUCCAGAAAACUCCCUGGAGAUUUUACCUAAGAAGCCUCGAAAGCAUUUCCGACGGGGACCACCCAACCUGCAGAUUAGAGCCCCCGGUAAAGACUGGAAAGAUGAUACCCAGGGGGAUGCUAAGAAGAGGGAAGCCCCUGGAGACCCACACCAGGAGGAAAACACACAGAGGACGGUCAUCAGCUGGAGGGGGGCAAUGAUUGAGCCUGAGCAGGGCAGUGAACUCCCUUCAAGAAAAGCAGAAGCCCCCACCAAGCCUUCCUCGCUGGCAGCCAGGACUCGGAACCAAACAGUGCCCCCAAACUUCCGCCAGAAGGGGGUGAUUGACAUUUUCCUCCACGCAUGGAAAGGAUACCGCAAGUUCGCCUGGGGCCACGACGAGCUGAAGCCCGUGUCCAGGUCCUUCGGCGAGUGGUUCGGCCUUGGCCUCACUCUGAUUGAUGCCCUGGACACCAUGUGGAUUUUGGGUCUGAAAAAAGAGUUUGAGGAAGCCAGAAACUGGGUGUCAAAGAAGUUACACUUUCAGAAAGACGUGGAUGUUAACCUGUUUGAGAGCACAAUCCGGAUCCUCGGGGGGCUUCUGAGUGCCUACCAUCUGUCCGGGGACAGCCUCUUCCUGAGGAAAGCUGAAGAUUUUGGAAAUCGGCUAAUGCCUGCCUUCAACACGCCCUCCAAGAUCCCAUACUCCGAUGUGAACAUAGGCACGGGAGUGGCCCACCCGCCCCGCUGGACCUCGGACAGCUCGGUGGCCGAGGUGACAAGCAUUCAGCUGGAGUUCCGGGAGCUCUCGCGUCUCACAGGAGUUAAGAAGUUUCAGGAGGCUGUGGAGGAGGUGACAAGGCACAUCCACUCCCUGUCAGGGAAGAAGGACGGGCUGGUGCCAAUGUUCAUCAACACACACAGCGGCCUGUUCACCCACCUGGGCGUGUUCACCCUGGGCGCCAGGGCCGACAGUUACUACGAGUACCUGCUGAAGCAGUGGAUCCAGGGCGGCAAGACGGACACACGAUUACUGGAAGACUAUGUUGAGGCUAUCGAGGGAGUGAAAACACACUUGCUGCGGCAUUCCGAGCCCAGUAAGCUCACCUUCGUUGGGGAGCUUGCCCAUGGCCGCUUUGUUGCCAAGAUGGACCACCUCGUGUGCUUCCUGCCAGGGACUCUGGCUCUGGGUGUCCACCACGGCCUGCCUGCUGACCACAUGGAGCUCGCCCAGGAGCUGAUGGAGACCUGCUACCAGAUGAACCGCCAGAUGGAGACAGGGCUGAGUCCCGAGAUUGUGCACUUCAACCUCUAUCCCAAGGAGGGCCACCAGGAUGUGGAGGUCAAGCCGGCGGACAGGCACAAUUUGCUCCGUCCCGAGACCGUGGAGAGCCUUUUCUACCUGUACCGCCUGACAGGGGACCACAAGUACCAGGACUGGGGCUGGGAGAUCCUGCAGAGCUUCAAUACGUUCACACGGGUCCCCUCGGGAGGCUUUUCCUCUAUCAACAAUGUCCGGGAUCCCCACAAGCCGAAGCCCAGGGACAAGAUGGAGAGUUUCUUCCUGGGGGAGACACUAAAGUACCUGUAUCUGCUGUUUUCUGAUGACCUGAACCUGCUCAGCCUGGAUACCUACGUGUUCAACACUGAGGCUCACCCCCUGCCCAUCUGGACCCCCGCCUAGUGGGACAGCUCCUGGUGUGGGGACUGCUGGGUGGACAGAGGUGGCUGUGUGGGGUCUCAGCAUUUUCCCAGGGCCAAUGUGGUGCAGGGUGGCCACUGAGUGCACGUGCUGCUGGGCCGGCUCUGGGCCCUCCUUGUCUCUGCUUCUAAUCAGGACACUGUCAGGAACAGGUGGGAAGAAAAUCAGGGGUGUGUGAUUCAGGGUGAGCCCAUCCUCCGGGAGCCUCUGCCUUCUUCCCUGUGAAACUCGAAUCGGCUCACGAUUCCCAAAGCCGAAUGUCCCCACUGGCCAACUGCAGGGAGCUUCGUAGUGGUCCCGGGGCCUCUGGCUGCCUCCUGGGACCACUUGGAACCCCAGAGCCCAUGCUGUGUUCAGAGAGGAGCGAGGGGUGGCCAGACAGUGCGGCCCUGGGGCCACGGCUGUCAGGUUUACAUGUUGGACUCAGGGACUCUCCUGGCUGCCCUGCAGUGGCUCCGUGGGCUGGGGUGGCACAUUCCCCCUGCUCCCAGCCCACUCCCAAGGAGUGGCUCUCCCCAAUCAAGAUAAAGUCCAUUCGCUGUAA